AUGCACUUGUUCUCCAAGCAUGUCCUGUAUGAUCGCCUUGAGGUGGUCACAUGGGCGCUAGUUCUAUUUUUGUCUUUGGUUUUCCUGGCCACGACGGAGUCCAAAGAAAAGAGGAAAGCUGAUAAGCGUGGAGUACUCAUCAAUGUAGGUAAUGACGGAAAAGCUGGUGGUGGAAGUAGCGUAGGAAAUGAUGCCUUCGGUGGUAACGGAGACAAGGCUCCCUACGUUGGAGGCAGAAAUGCCGAUCAUCUGGGACAGGGGUUCAGUAAUGGCGUUGGUCAGACCGCAAACGGAGCGUCCCUUUUCCAGAUUCUUCGAGCGGCGCGCCCAGUCCCUGUGGCAGUGAGCAGUCACGUCCCUGUGGCUGUACCGCAGCCUUACCCAGUGACAGUCCCUAAACUGUACCCUGUAGCUGUCCCUCAUCCUGUGACAGUGUCUGUUCCCCGACCAUACCCAGUAAGCGUCCCUCGUCCCGUUCCUGUUCCUGUACCACAUCCUGUCCCAGUUCCCGUCCCUCAACCUGUUGGAGUUCCUGUCCCAAAACCUUACCCCGUCCCUGUCCCUCACCCAGUCCCUGUACCAUCCACCUUCUUGGCGGGUACAUCAGCGGGUGGCAUUCCUUUUGGUGGACUUGAAGGAGGUUUCUUCGGCCUCGGCCGUGGUGCAGCAAGCUAUGGCGGUGGUGUCUUCCUAGCACCGGCUGAAAGUCAUGGUUUCACCACUGGCUAUGGGUACGGCUGGCCUCCAAGUGACCUUUCAUAUGGACAUCAGAUUCCUCUACGGUUACCAGCGUUCGAACCAUCAAACAGUGAUGAUGGUAUCAGCGGAAACACUCCCGGAGCAGCCUACAAUGGCCAGGGACAACACCAGCCUGCAUCUACUGAUGCUGUAGUAGCAGGCAGCCCUUCUCAUAGCUUCUCGUACGUUCAGAACGACAAAGGUGUACCGCCAUCACCUCCAGCAGUUGUCCCAACCCCUUCAAGAUCUGAAGUCCCUGCACUCCCAGGAGACGGCUAUCACCAUGGUACUGGAUACAAAGUGUGA
Cryptotermes secundus is the source of this 1044-nucleotide messenger RNA. RefSeq names its product skin secretory protein xP2-like. The record is from RefSeq and is a predicted model, not a curated record. NCBI's taxonomy places the organism in Eukaryota, Metazoa, Arthropoda, Insecta, Blattodea, Kalotermitidae. Bases 1 to 1044 code for a protein of 347 amino acids. The transcript has 3 exons.